AUGCCUCCAAAAAAGAGCCAAAAGAAAAAGAAGCCCAAGAAAGACAAGCCAAAACUAGGCAGCUCAACUCCUGCUGUUGAAGGUCCUCCAGAGGAGAAUUUAUCCUCGCAACCUGUUUUUUCCGAUGAGUUAGAGGAGCUUAAUUAUUUUCUUUCAAAAGCUGAAAAAUAUGUCAGGAAAACUAGUGAGCCUAGCGUUGAAAUCAUGGAGGUGGCUGGCAAGGGCCGUGGUGUAAUCGCACUAAAAGACAUCAAACAAGGAACAGUUAUCUUGAAGGAUUCCCCUCUCUGCGCCGCUAUUUUCGGAGAAGAGACACAGAAUUUCCGAAAUGGCUCUUUCUGUUGUCCGAAAUGCCGAGACGAACAUGAAGCUGACUUCAACAACAGGCUGCAAUCUCUCAAGGCUAAGCGGAUUCGGGAUGAGCUAAACAAAAUACGGGAGCAGUGCGACGAACCGGCUAAAUUCAUUAAAAUUAUGAAAACAUGCAAAGCCAUUCUUCGCCUCUUACUACUCAAGCGGAACAACGCGGAGAAAUGGCGACGAGUCAGCCAGUUGGACAGUUCAUGCGACAACCGCGAAGUGAUUGAGGACUCAAAGCGGUGGAUGCCGUUUCUGUACAAAAACUUCAAGACGCUGAUUCCCGACCUCCAGCGAGACGAAAUCGAAAACGCAUUCUACUUAGCCUAUGUUAACACUUGGGGAUUCCACAUUCCAGGGCCUGAUCCAAACUCAAAAGGAGUAAUCAACGGCGUCGGCCUUUACUAUGUUGGAUCGAUGUUCAACCAUUCCUGCGACCCAAACACCGCCUUCGUAGCCAGUUGUUUCGACUCUUCGAAGGAACUCGUCGCCAUGCGGGACAUUAAGCAGUUCGAGGAAAUCACAGUUGCAUACAUCAACUGCUGCGGGAAGAGAAAGGAGAGAAGAGCAGAGUUGAAAUUCGGCUGGAACUUUGUCUGCAAAUGUGAAAGAUGCGAGGAAGAAGGUAAAAACGACCAAGAGAUCAUCAAAAAAUACGAAAAGAGCUACGAAGAUCAACUGCAACUGGCCACGUUGACAGAGGAUAACAGCGAGAAGCGAGCCCGUGAACGACGAAGCGCGCUCUUAUUCAAAUCCACCAUUUGA
This is a messenger RNA of Oikopleura dioica, 1122 nucleotides long. The record is from the annotation of a GenBank genome assembly. Lineage: Eukaryota; Metazoa; Chordata; Appendicularia; Copelata; Oikopleuridae.